AUGAUCUUUGUUGCGUAUCUUCUUUGUCUUCUCUUCAUCUCCCGUCCCGCUGUAGAGGGUGGCCUGCCUGCACCCGCGAGAACCACGUCUUCACCUGUGUCGACUCUCAAUCCUGCUUCGUUUCCACAGGCGAAGGGAAGAGGUAACAAACGGAGAGGCGUUUCCUCUGCUUCAGACAUGUUCCUUUUCUUCUCGACACCGAGAACUCGAAAGACGGGUAAACCCAAUUCUAUUUCCACUCCUUCACUCUUCUGUGCCUGUGCGCAGUUAGACAGACCGACGAAGAGGCAUUCUCUUCGUUCUGAGGUGGCCGUUUCUCCUCCCUCCUCUCCACAGCGAAGAACUCUUGAGAAACUGCAUUUCAUUUCACACUUCUUCACCUCUUCACAGAGGCAAGGAGGGCUUCUGCAGGCGACUGGCCGUUCCUUUGUCUUGCCUCGGGGGGUGGGAAGUGUGCACGUCCGUGGCUGUUCCUGUGUCGUGGAGCGCAUUGCUCGUCCAUGUUGCGUCUCAGGAAACUGGGCAACAGAAAUCGCCUUGCCUCGUGUCCUACGUUGUAGAGCAAACCCGCCCUCCCGUUCUUUCUCCUCUGCGUUGUAUUCCCUCGCGGCGCUCCGUCCUUCGUGCUCUUCGUUACCGUCUUCUGUUCACUCGAGGCGCGUGAACGACAUGGCGCCGCUAGGCGGGGAAGGUCGAGAGGGCGACAGGAGGGAACCGGCGAAGGGGAAAGAGGCAGGCGCGCCCUCUGAGUCGACGGCAGAAAUGCGAACGGAAGCAGCAAAUGCCGAGUCGCAGAGCACGCAACGAAACUUUGUCGACGAACUCUCGGAGAUCCGUCGUCUACGCGCUGCCAAAUACAGAGAACAUAAACAACACAGCGAACCUGCCACGUCUGCCUCUUCUUCCCGACCUCCCUCGUCUUUCUCUACCUCUUCUUCCCGACCUCCCUCGUUUUCCUCUUCCUCUUCUGCGCCCGUUUCGUUCUCUUCCGCGCGCCGUGACUGCACCGCGUCUCCUUGCGCGAACGAAGGAGCUCGGGGGAGCAGAGAGACUUCGGCUGUCUCCAUGCGCCCCACUUCGGUCCCAGAUACGCCCCCUGGACGGUCGCAGGAGCCUUUCAGAGGCGACAGGAAGUUGGACGACGCAGUGUAUCUGCAGGGCCGCUCAGGAAGGAGGGAGCGGUGCAGUCUCAGAGAAAUACAAGAGGAGGAGGAAGAGCGAGCGAGGUUUUCUGCGCUGGCCUGUAGCCUGGCGCGGGCUGCGCGCGAGGGCGAUAGAAGAGAGGAGACAGGCGGAAGACGCCCCUUCGAAGGACCAGGAAGACGGCUGGGAGAGGAGCAACGCGAGCGGCCAGGAAGCAGAGAAAGGUCGGCCGGGGCGCCUCUCGGCAGCCUGCUGCGGAAACGAGGAAGAGAGGAAACGAGAACGCCAGGUGACUUGGCCGCGGAUAAAGAGACACGAGCGGAGAAGGCGCUGAGACCAACGGCGAGAGGCCCCGAAGGAGCGCGGGAGAGAGAGCGGACGCAAAAGCAAGAGACGGUAAAGAGGGAGAAGAGCGCUGAGCGAAAUCCCGCAGAGGCUGUGGAGACGCAGGAAGGCAAUGAGCUGCCAAUCUGGUCCAGUCAGUUCGAUGUCUUGACCUGGAACCUAGAUGGGCUCGACGAGGCGGCGCUGCGUGUGCGGACUUCGGCGGUGAUUUCGACUGUCCGGGCGCUUCGCCCCGCAGUUGUGAUGUUUCAGGAAGUCGUUGCGGCGUCUCUCCAUCUCCUCUCUUCCCACCUCGCGCCGCUCUACCACAUCUACACGCCUUCUUCUUCCCUCGGCGACGCAGCGUCGUCACUGCUCUACGAGAUGGAGCGCGCGCAGCAGCACGCCUUGGCGGCGCCGUCGUCUGGGCCCUCCGCGCCUCCGCUCGGGUGUCCGUAUUUCUGCGUCUUGAUGCUGUGCAAAGAGCAAAUGUUGCCUCUCGACGUGGAGCAAGGCGCGCUAACUGAGUGGUUUCCAGGGAGUCAAAUGGGGCGACACUUGCUCGGCAUCGUGGCUGCGCCGAUGAGCUGGCCAGAUGACCGCCUGCUGUUCCUCACCUCGCACCUCGAGUCGAUAAAGGAAUACCGAGACGAGCGAUUGCGGCAGUUCCGCCGGUGCAUGCAAGUGGUCACGCGCAGCUUUGCCCACGUCUGUGAAGAGGAGGGAUGCACAGAAGGCGAAGCGGCGGGAGGGGGAACGCGAGGGGAAAGAACCGAGAGGAAGGCCAGGAAGAGCGGGGACGACGGAGAGGACCCGCCAACCGCGUUGCAUCCAGCGUUCGCCGCGGUCUUUGGCGGCGACACGAAUCUCCGGGAUUCAGAGCUGGCAGAAGCGGAGGGCGAUUUAGCGCGAGGGAGAAGGGAGAAACUUUCCGGAGCACGACCAAAGACGGAGAGUCAAGAGAAGCAGGGAGCGGGACGAACGAGUGCGAACAGCGGGAGUGGAAGGCGACUCGGCGAAGACGAAAAAGGAGCGACGCCGACAGUCCCCCGCAGCGUCCGAGACGUCUGGGAAGUCCUGGGCAGACCCGACGAGUGUAGGUACACGUGGGACAUGCUCAGAAACGACAACAAACAAAUGAAAUGGCGCCCCAGACUUCGCUUUGACCGUUUCUACUGGUGGAGCCCGCGUCCGCGCUCUUCGACUUUGCAGGUUCGCGUGGCCACGGAAGGCCAGAGGGGGAAGCCUGGGAUAUCUCCCGGGGCGGUGACGCGCAGCGACUCCGAGGUCCGCGCCUCGUCUUCGUCUUCCGCUUCUCUUCACCGGUGUGAACGAGCGAAGGACGAAGCAUCACACGCUUCGUCUCGUGCAGCAGAGGGAAAGGGACCUCUGACGUGGGCUCCUCAGGCGCUUCGCCUCGUUGGCGUCAAUCGCCUGCCGAUGUGCGGCCGAUUCCCCAGCGACCACUUUGGUCUUCUCGCGCGGUUCCGUCGAGGGACGGUGACAGAUCUUAGGUAG
Molecule: messenger RNA, 2985 nt
Organism: Neospora caninum
Lineage: Eukaryota; Apicomplexa; Conoidasida; Eucoccidiorida; Sarcocystidae
Product: endonuclease/exonuclease/phosphatase domain-containing protein
Exons: 2
Coding region: 1-2985 (994 amino acids)
Biological process (GO): double-strand break repair
Cellular component (GO): PML body; cytoplasm
Molecular function (GO): 5'-tyrosyl-DNA phosphodiesterase activity; single-stranded DNA binding
Source: RefSeq, a predicted model, not a curated record